Arabidopsis lyrata subsp. lyrata is the source of this 751-nucleotide messenger RNA. RefSeq lists its product as uncharacterized. Bases 59 to 376 code for a protein of 105 amino acids. The record is from RefSeq and is a predicted model, not a curated record. NCBI's taxonomy places the organism in Eukaryota, Viridiplantae, Streptophyta, Magnoliopsida, Brassicales, Brassicaceae. The transcript has 3 exons.
UUUCCUCGGACCAAAAAAAAAAAACCAGAUUCGUCGCAGAAGAAGAAGAAGAAGGAAGAUGGAGAAGAAGGAGAAGAAAUGUCAGAUUUCGUCAACGGAAGCUGUUUUUCUUGGAGCUCUAGCUCCAGGCGUCAAUGGUCCAACAUGGAACACACUGAGAAUCGCGUUUCUACUACUGGGUCUUUGUCUAGCUUUCAUGCUCUCUGUAGCUUUCACCAGUGGCCAAUCAAUGUUGCUUGUUCAUGUUGGCUUUCUCAUUGUUAUCGCCUCUACUCUCUUUAUCCUCCUCAAUUGGUUUCUUGCUCAGACUGGCUUAGUACAAGUGGAGACACAAAUGCAGGAGCUGAAUUUGUCACCGAGUGAUAAAACCAAAUGAUCAUGGACACGUUGGUAGAGGCAGACACAUGUGUAAUAGAACAUUUAACAACAGAUAUAUCAAGCAAAUAGGAGGACUUGAUUUGGUACAACAAGAAGAUCCUCUCUUUACUCUUCUUGUUUCUAUUGUGGUACAUAGCAUUUGCUUUCUCUUUACUCUUUUCUUGGUUCUCUCUUCUUGUUUUGUUUUCUUUCUUUGGCUUGGGGAAACAGCAAGGGAACUGAAACAAGAAACUUCAUCAUGAUCAGGAUUUGAUUUGCUCAAUUCUCCAACAUUAGUUCCUCUUAUUUUGGUUUCGUUUAUUUGUAACUGCUUCUGAGAAGCUAUUCCAGACAAAGUUUGUUCGUCCCAUGUAAAAAAUGAUGGUUCCAUACA